Molecule: messenger RNA, 1203 nt
Organism: Kickxella alabastrina
Lineage: Eukaryota; Fungi; Kickxellomycota; Kickxellomycetes; Kickxellales; Kickxellaceae
Exons: 2
Coding region: 1-1203 (400 amino acids)
Cellular component (GO): cytoplasm
Molecular function (GO): electron-transferring-flavoprotein dehydrogenase activity; flavin adenine dinucleotide binding
Source: RefSeq, a predicted model, not a curated record
AUGUCCACCCGCAACAUCAACGUUGUCGUCGUCGGCGUCUCCGUUGCUGGGCUUAAAGUCGCCAAGGCCAUCGCCGCGCUUUCCAAGCAAGGAUUCCCUAACCUCAGCGUCACAGCAAUCGACAAAAACGAAUACUUCUACCACGCCAUCGCCGCACCCCGCGCCACCGUCGACCUAGAAUUCGGCAAGAAGCUGUUCUUCCCCCUCGCCGAUAUCCUCCAGGAAUUCGAGCUUAACCCAGCAGAGCCCAAGCACAAGUUCAUCCAAACUACCCUGACCUCCAUCAACAAUGCCCAAAAGACUAUUCAGCUGAGUAAUGGACAGACUGUGGCCUUUGAUUAUUUGGUUUUAGCCACUGGUGCGAAAAACAAGAGCCCGGCGCAUUAUGAAGGAGCGACUGUGACGGAGGCACAUAGGAAUAUGGAGGAGACCUUUGGGAGCAUUAAGAAGGCCAAGGAUAUUCUUAUUAUUGGUGGCGGCGCUGUCGGUAUUGAGAUUGCGGGAGAAAUCGCCGCUGCAUAUAAGGACAAGAAAAUCACCUUGGUGCACUCUGCCGAGCGCCUGCUGCCAUUGAACUUUAAGCAUGGAAUUAGUAACGGUGCCGUGGAUAAGCUGCAGAGGUUGGGCGUUGAGGUUGUGCUUAAUGAGAAGAUCAAGAUCCCCGAGGACGUGCCCUUUAACUGCAGGGUGCGGCCUCUGACUUUGACCGGUACGUCCGGAAGGGAGUACGCUUCGGAUCUGCAGAUUCUGGCUACCGGAACUACCGUGCAUACGGAGUACAUGGAGUCACUGGAGGGCGAAUUGGGCGAGCAUUUGCGCAAUGAUUGGGGCGGAAUUAAAGUGCGCAAGACCCUGCAGGCGAACUCGAAAAGCCUGCCUAAUAUAUUUGUCCCCGGUGACUGUAAUGCUUUGCCGGCUGGUUACAAGUUUGCCUACUUGGUUGGCGCCAUGAGCACUGUGGUGGCUACUAACAUUAUUGCCAUGAUUAAUGCUGGAUUCGAUGAGGAUUCGACCAAGAAACCGACUUUGGUCGAGUACACUGGUGGCCCGAUGAAUAUUAUGUUUGUGCCUAUUGGCCCCAACUUGGGCGUGGCUCAGAUCAUGGGUAUUGCCUUUGGAAAGUCUUUCAUGGGCAACGUUUUGGCUGGUUUCAAGUCCAAGGACUACUUUUACGCAAGAUUGCUGCAGAGUGGCUGGCAAUGA